GGGAAGGAAUCAUGGCUUUGACAUCGAAGUCCGAUUCGAAUCCGUACCGGAGAUAUUAUCGGUGUGGGUUUGCAGUAGCCAAUAAGCUUAGAAACGAUGAACACACAUUUAAAUGGGUUGAUGAAGCUUUUGUCAAUGAGAUAGAUACAUUAGAUGCAAAGACUGUUGAACUUGAGAAGCAGCUGAAAGAUAUCAGAACAGAGAGGUUUGAGUUGGAAAAGAUGGUUUAUGAGAAGAUGGAGAAGGAGAUAUUUGAGAAGGUUGAAGAUGCUUUGGAUGAAGCCAAAUCAAGCAAUAAGAGAAUGAUGCUUAUCAUAGUAUUCUUAUGUAUGAUCAUGAUUGGUCUCAGUAAGCUACUAGGUUGAACAAGAGAUUCAGUGUUGUUGUUAGUUUGUUGUUGUUAGUUUGUUGUUGCUAUGAAGACAAUUGUUGUUAGUUUGUUGUUGCUAUUGUGGUAAUGAGAAUGAGAAGUUAAAUUUCA
Molecule: messenger RNA, 481 nt
Organism: Camelina sativa (false flax)
Lineage: Eukaryota; Viridiplantae; Streptophyta; Magnoliopsida; Brassicales; Brassicaceae
Molecular function (GO): zinc ion binding
Source: RefSeq, a predicted model, not a curated record